Debaryomyces fabryi is the source of this 4242-nucleotide messenger RNA. Its product is annotated as ATP-binding cassette bilirubin transporter. Gene Ontology annotation, molecular function: bilirubin transmembrane transporter activity; ATP binding; ATP hydrolysis activity. The record is from RefSeq and is a predicted model, not a curated record. Bases 1 to 4242 code for a protein of 1413 amino acids. The transcript has a single exon. Lineage: Eukaryota; Fungi; Ascomycota; Pichiomycetes; Serinales; Debaryomycetaceae. Gene Ontology annotation, cellular component: membrane. Gene Ontology annotation, biological process: transmembrane transport.
AUGACGAUAACGAUCUUGGGGGUCGUUUUACCCUUGCAUUUUAUGGAGACGAGCCGUGUAGCGGUUCCACAUGCGUCGUUAUUAGCAUUUUGGCCGUUGUUAACGAUUUUGCAGGCGAUGCUCUUGUUCCAAGAAUCGUAUACCGGAUGGCCAGUAUUUACUGACGAGUCGUCUCCAACGAUAGCAUUAUUGAUGCUUGUUAACUCACUAAGCAUUAUCGUAAUGGAGGCAUGUAGGACUUAUUGGAAGCCUACACAUGAGUUGAUAUUUUUCCACAAGAAGAACGAAACGAACGAGUUGGAACUUCCUCAUCUUUACGAAAAGGUUACGUUCAGUUGGAUGAACGAUAUAAUUAUGAAUGCGUACGAGAAUCAAACAAUCACACAAGUUGAUUUGCCAAAUUCGCCCACCAAACUAUCGUCGGCUGUGGCAACGGCCAGGUUAUCGAAAUAUUGGAAUGCACAAAACAGCUCCUUGGUACUACCAUUAAUAAGAGCAUUUGGCCCUCUUGCAUUGGUUGCAUUUGUUUAUGAAAUGAGUGACCGGGUGUUGAAUUUCGUGCAACCGCAGUUAUUGAGACUAUUAAUCCAAUUCUUUAACGAAAAGACUGACGAUCCAGAACAACCAUUAAUGAAGGGAAUUCUCAUUUCUAUUCUGAUGUUCUUGGUGACAAUUUUGCAAACAACGUUGUAUAAUCAAUAUCUUAUAAAGAUAUUGAGUGUCGGCUUGGGUUGUCGAUCCUCGUUGACUUCAUUAAUAUAUCAAAAAGGGUUGAGAUUAUCUAUGGAAGCCAAAUCGCAAACAUCUACAGGGGAUAUAGUUAAUUUGAUGUCGGUUGAUAUUAAUAGAAUCCAAGAUGUGUCGCAAAAUUUAAGUACCCUAGUUCUAGCACCAAUGGAAUUAGUAUUGUGUGUUAUUUCCUUAUGGUCCUUAUUGGGUAAGUCUACUCUUUCUGGUGUAUUUACAAUGUUACUAUUGAUUCCAUUAAAUACCAUUAUCGUGAAGUAUAUUCGGAGUAUGAAUAAAACUCAAAUGAAAUUAAAAGAUAACAGAAGUAGGAUCAUCAACGAAAUUUUGUCAUCAAUUAAAAGCAUUAAACUCUAUGCAUGGGAAGUUCCAAUGUUAUCAAAAUUAUUUCAUAGCAGAAAUGAUGAAGAACUUAAAAAUUUGAAAAAGAUAAGGCUAGUAAGUCAGUGUGCAAAUUUGAUAUGGAACAUAAUUCCGUUCUUAGUCUCAUUUGCAACCUUCGCUACCUUUGCAAUUGGCCAGUCGAAACCUUUGACGUCAGAUCUUGUCUUUCCAGCAUUAGCGUUAUUAAACUUAUUGUCAAGUCCAUUGCUUGCACUUCCGAUGGUCAUUAAUUCAAUAGUUGAGGCUUCUGUUGCCAUUGAGAGAAUUAAAUCAUUUUUAUUAUCCUCAGAGUUAGAUGAAGAUCUUGUCGUUAAUUUACCACGAAGAAACCACUUAGGUGAAGAAACAGUUAGAAUCGAAAAAGCUUCGUUUUUAUGGGAAAAACCAAAAAUGCUAGAAGACGAUAACUCUACAUCUAACCUUAAAUAUGCAUUGAAAGAUAUUAACUUUACAGCUAAGAAAGGUGAACUAUCCUGCGUUGUUGGUAAGGUAGGAAGCGGUAAAACUUCGUUUUUAUCCGCUCUAUUGGGCCAACUAGAUGCUAUUCACAACACAGAUAAAACCAAAUCUCCUUUGAUCGGUUUAAGUGGUACAGUGGCUUACUGUUCACAAUCGCCCUGGAUUAUGAAUGCGUCAGUAAAAGAAAAUGUUACAUUUGGAUGCAGGUUUGAUGAAGAAUUUUAUCAGAAAGCUAUUGAAGCAUGUCAGUUAUUGCCUGACUUAGAGAUAUUACCGGAUGGAGAUGAGACUCAAGUCGGUGAAAAAGGAAUUUCUUUAUCAGGAGGGCAAAAAGCCAGAUUAGCCUUGGCAAGAGCAGUAUAUGCGAGAGCAGAUAUUUAUUUAUUUGAUGAUAUCCUUUCUGCAGUUGACAGUCAUGUUGGUAAAAAGAUUAUUAACAAAGUUUUGGCUAAACCAUCCGGGUUGUUAGCUACGAAAACAAUUAUCCUUUCUACGAAUUCAAUCCCAGUUUUACAUUAUUCUAAUUAUAUUCAUUUACUUGAAAACGGUAAAAUGAUUGAGCAUGGAACUUUUGAGGAAGCACAAAACAGAGAUAAAAACCCUAAGUUAUUUGAACUUAUUAAAGAAUUUGGUAACGUCAAUGACUCAGAAUCUAAUUCUGAAAUAUCAAGUCAAGUAGAUAGUGAUAGAGUAGGCGAGUCUAAAGACUCUUCUACAAUUGUGAAUGAUGAUAUCGAGAGCGACAAGGGAACUGAUGACUCUAUUCUUGAUUUACAGCGGAUAAUAAGUCACGAAAGUAUAAGUGCUGCAAGUAUUGCUACAUUUUAUUGGAACCCGUUGGCAAAAAUAUUGCCUAAUAUACGUACGGCACAAACAAAUGAGGUUUCAGCAAAAGGAAAGGUUAAAUGGGAUGUUUACUUUAAAUACGCAAAAUCUUGUUCACUUGUUGGAGUUAUAGGAUGGAUAUUUUUGCUUAUAGCUGCAUCUAUUGCCUCGAUAUCCGCAAACUAUUGGUUAAAAUAUUGGGCAGAACAGAACUCUAAGUCAGGUAGAAAUGCAAAUGCAUGGCAGUUUAUUGGAGUAUAUGCGAUAUUCGGACUAACUGCAAGUUUGUUGACCUUUAUAAGAGGUGCAGUUAUUUGGACAUACUUGGCUAUAAGUUCUUCUAAGUUUAUUCAUGACCUGAUGGCAAAAAGGGUUUUGAAGGCACCAAUGUCAUUUUUUGAGAGAACACCAAUUGGUAGAAUUAUGAAUAGAUUUACGAAUGAUAUCAACAGAGUAGAUGAUACGUUGCCUAGAGUAUUCAAUGCAUUUUUUUCGUCAUCAGUGAGGACAAUAUUCACCUUGGGAAUUGUUGGCUAUGCAAUGCCAUUGUUCCUGAUUAUAAUUGUGAUAUUGAUUUUAAUUUAUGGAUACUAUCAGAGGUUUUAUGUUGCUAUCUCGAGAGAAUUAAAAAGAUUGGUAUCAGUUUCUCGUUCACCAAUAUAUGCCCAUUUGCAAGAGAGUCUCAACGGUGUUGAUACAAUUAGAGCUUAUAGGCAAGUUGAAAGAUUUCAAUUCAUUAAUAAUGCCAAUAUUGAUUUUAACUUAAAAAGUUUAUACAUGUUAAGAUCAAUAAAUAGAUGGUUAUCCACACGCUUGCAAUUUAUUGGAUCCAUAGUUAUUGUUUCUGCAUCACUGUUGUCGAUUUAUAGCUUGACUACAUCGAAGCCAUUGAGCGCUGGUAUGGCCGGUUUUGUUAUGAGUUAUGCAUUACAAGUGACAGACUCCUUGAAUUGGGUCGUUCGUAUGUCGGCUGAAGUUGAAUCAAAUAUUGUUUCAGUAGAAAGAUGCUUAGAAUAUUGCGAAUUAUCUACAGAAGAAAAUGAAGAUCGUCUUUUCAUCAAACCACCAGCAAAAUGGCCCGUUGAUGGAUCUGUUAGUUUCAAAAAUUAUUCUACCAGGUAUAGAGCUAACUUGGAUUUAAUAUUGAAAGAUAUUACUUUGGAUAUUAAACCCAACGAGAAGAUUGGUAUAGUAGGAAGAACCGGUGCUGGUAAGAGUUCUUUAGCGCUAGCAAUCUUCAGAAUCAUUGAACCUACUUCCGGAUUUAUUUCUAUUGAUGGAAGAAACACUAGUGAUUUAGCAUUAUAUGACUUGAGAAGUAGUUUAAGUAUUAUUCCUCAAGAUUCGCAAGCCUUUGAAGGUACUAUCAGACAAAAUUUGGAUCCUUUAGGAAAGCACAACGAUAAAGAAAUAUGGGAAGCCUUAGAGUUAGCCCAUUUGAACAAGCACGUUUUACAAUUGGAUGGUAAUGAUGGCGACAAAUUGAGUUGUAAAGUAUCAGAAGGCGGCUCAAACUUUUCUUCGGGCCAGAGACAAUUAAUGUGCUUGGCCAGAGCGCUAUUAAACACUUCAAAAAUAUUAAUUCUAGAUGAAGCUACUGCUGCAGUAGAUGUCCAGACCGAUAAGAUUAUUCAAGAAACCAUUAGGAAAUAUUUUAAAGAUAAGACAAUUAUCACUAUUGCGCAUAGACUAGAUACAGUUAUGGAUAGUGAUAGAAUUUUAGCAUUGGAUCAAGGUAGAGUAAAGGAAUUUGAUACUCCUUCGAAUCUUUUACAAAACCCGGAUAGUGUAUUUUAUAGUUUGUGCAAGCAAAGCGGCUCAGUGUAG